Molecule: messenger RNA, 3273 nt
Organism: Leptosia nina
Lineage: Eukaryota; Metazoa; Arthropoda; Insecta; Lepidoptera; Pieridae
Source: the annotation of a GenBank genome assembly
AUGGAUCGUAAUAAUAUAAUAGAAUGCGGUGGAUUUUAUUUCAUUCAUAAUUUUGAUUCUGGAAAUUUGGGGCAUGUUGAAAGAGUCCCGACGGAGCUAAUAGCUCCAACAAUUAAUCUUAAAACCAAUACAUCCGAAACUCCAGAUUAUGAAUUCAAUCUUUGGACAAGGCCAGAUUGUGCAGGCACUGAAUUUGAGAAUGGGAAUCGCACUUGGUUUUAUUUUGGGAUCCAGGCAGCUGAACCCAAUGUGCAGGUCCGGUUAAAUAUAAUCAAUCUAAAUAAACAAGGAAAGAUGUACAACCAAGGAAUGGCACCUGUUACAAGAACAUUGCCAGGAAAGCCACAAUGGGAACGAAUAAGGGACCGUCCAGUUCACUCUACGGAUGACAACACAUUCACUCUGAGUUUCAAAUACAGGACCAGUGAAAAUGCAAAGGCAACAACAUUUUUUGCCUUUACAUACCCUUUCUCAUUUGCCGAACUACAGAUAGCAUUAAAUUCUAUAGAUCUUAAAAUGUUGCCAUUACCAUCUCCGCAGUCAUUGGAUGAUAUAUACUAUUAUAGAGAAUGUCUUAUUUAUUCUCUUGAAGGCAGACGUGUAGACCUGUUAACUAUAACAUCUCACCAUGGCAUCACAACGGAAAGGGAACAAAGACUGAAGAAUUUGUUUCCAGAGAACCAGGAGAGGCCUUUCAAGUUUCAAAAUAAAAAGGUCAUAUUUAUUUCGGCUCGAGUGCAUCCAGGGGAAACACCAUCAAGUUUUGUCUUCAAUGGCUUCUUGAACCUCCUUCUAACAAGGAACGACUCUAUAGCCAUACAACUGAGAAAACUGUAUGUGUUCAAGAUGAUACCUUUUUUAAAUCCUGAUGGUGUUGCCAGGGGGCACUACAGAACUGACACGAGGGGUGUAAAUCUGAAUAGAGUGUACUUAAAUCCAUCUCUCACUUAUCACCCUACGGUUUUCGCCUCCCGAGCAUUAAUACGAUACUAUCACUUUGGUUAUGAAAAAGACGAAGACUUAUUCGAGGAUAGUAAAAGUUUCACUUCUCGCAGUAUUGGGAACAUAAGCGAGAGUGCCGAGUUUACCGAGACGAAGAAGAAGAAAAAUUUAGCGAAAGGGAGCGAUUAUAAACGUGAAAAGUCGUCCUCAGCUAAAGCUCUGUCCAGAAACAAAUCGUCUACCACCAUCAAGCAAGUUUCCAAUGAAGAAACUCAGUCAGUCAGCGGAGAAGCUGCCCAUUUAGCCGAACAGGUGCACGACAUGAAACUCCAAGAAAUGCCUUCUCAAAUGAAUGAUGCCACAUCAUACGUCGAUUCGAACACAAAUCUUGAGGAGACGUCAUCGCUGCUUAAUGACAACGUUCUGCGAUCUUGUCUCGGUUCCACCGUACACCUGAGUACGAGCGAAGAGCUGAAGAUGCACGGCGGAAACCCACUGAGGCCUCUCCGGGAGACAUUAAAGAACAGUAUAAGUCUUCUCAUGGAAUCCAAUAAUUCAAUCGCUGGCGACAGCUCUAUGGAGAGCAAAGCAGCUCGGCUUGCUAAUGUCAAAAUGGGCUGGUGUGAUGAAUGCCAACGUGCUGUCAGUCGUCUAGAAGAUACCAUGCCAGGAAUUGCUAACAUGGUGCCAGGAUAUAGUGCUAUGAUAUUGGCGGAAACACCGAAGUAUCAUUCCAUAGACGAAUAUCGCGAACAUCAAAGACAGCAAAUAGAUGCGCAAGAACGAAAGUUGCAAGAUACGGAGUUCCCAACGGACGGCGCAACUGUUUACUUCUGCACCAACUGUUUCAAAAGAUACGUCAUGUCGGAAUUCGAUGAAGAGAUUAAAUUAUCAGAGCCACUGUCGUGUACCAGUGUGGGUGUGAGCGUGUGUGUUGGGGAUAAUGGUGAUGUGUGCGUGCCCGCAGCGAGGCCCAUCCCGAACACCGACGAUGCUAUUGUUUUGCAAACUGGACCCCCACCAAAAGAAGAAAAGCCAAAGUCUCCAGUAAAGACCGUCGCUAAGAAGAAGCCGCCACCGGCUAAUACAACUAUCGCACCAAAAGUUGUCUACAAAGAGCCCGACAGCGGACUUUAUUUAUACAUCGAUUUGCACGGACACGCGUCUAAAAAAGGAAUAUUCAUGUACGGGAACCACUUCGAAGACUUGGAUCAUUCCGUUGAAUGUAUGUUGCUGCCGCGUAUUAUGUCCCUCAACAAUCUCCACUUUCAUUUCUCCUCGUGCAAUUUCACUGAACGGAACAUGUACCUAAAGGAUCGCCGUGACGGCAUGUCUCGCGAGGGAUCCGGUCGCGUGGCCGUGCUCAAAGCCACCGGCCUUGUCCGCUCCUAUACCCUCGAGUGCAACUACAACACGGGUCGCCUCGUCAACGUGCUUCCGCCGGCCGUUCGCGACACGCCGCUGCCCACCGCGCCGCACGCCGGAAUGCCUCCCAAAUACACUCCGCACAUUUUUGAAGAGGUGGGACGUUCCCUGGGAGCAUCGAUCCUUGAUUUGACGGGGCAGCAUCCCAACUCGCGCAUUCCUUGUUCUGAACAUCGCAACUUGUCGGCGCUGCGCGAGUGGCUUCGUGCUCACACACGCACAAUGCGUCCACAGCUAACAAUGUCUCGACUGCGGCCAAAGACUUCAUCGCCGACUAGAAUGCCUCUCUACGCGCGGUCGAAGGCGAAAGUUACCGAAGAACGGAAGGAGAAUGCGUACGCAGGCGCAAAAGCUGACUCCGAAAGACGCCGCAGCCCUUCGGUCCUCGCUCAGCGCUCCGGCCACGAAAUCAUCAAUAUGAACAUGAAGUACGCUAAAAAGAACGAACCCGUCAAGACGCCCUCCCGAACCCGUUACCUGACGGAAAAUGAGCCAAAGCCAAAAACGCUCACCACGAAACGCCGAAACGUGCUCGCUAUCAGAAAACCCAGCACUAGUAAAACUCAAGUCGGCGGCGUAGUCAAAGCGAAGAUGACUAGAAGGUCCGCUGAUGACGCGGAGAGCACCCGCUCGUCUAUAGUUUCCACGAAGCUAAAUAAGCGGAGCUACGCGAGGUCGUUACGCGGUGCCGUCACCAGAUCCGCCAAUAGGUGUCGGGCUAUGGCUUCGUCAUCUUCCGAAGACAUGAUUAGUGGCACCUGGGAGGAUGUCGCAGGAGGUACAGUGCUGGGUUCGCAGAGCGGUAUAACCCACCCGGAGACGAUGUCGAUGGGGUCGAAGCGCAGGUCUUUCCCGGCGCCUUCGCCCUCCCACCUAAAGAAGAUCCGUCUCAAGACCGCCUUGUAG